AUGGUGCACUUUAAAGCUCAGUGUCUCUUGGUCGCGGCCUAUGCCACGGUAGCUGUCAUUGAUGCUGCGUGCACGUCCGAUCUUCUCGUGGACGACUUCACCAGCUCCUUCUCAACAAACAGGAACAACCUGGGUUCGUGGACAUCAGAUGAUGCAAGCAUGACUAGCAUCUCCGCGUCCGGCGGCAUCCUCAGCUUCACCCCCAAGAGCGGAGGUUACUACUACGAAACGUUUCCCUGCCAAGCACUGCAGACCGACUUAUACUCACACGUCCAGCUUGAAAUCAAAGCACCCGUGCCUGGCACAGCCUUUACAGCCGAACUGAAUUCAGCCUCAAGUUGUUCGGCAACAACCAGCUCAAAGACAUCAUUCAGAGUCACUGACCUGACCGGCGGCUGGCAGACGUUGCGCAUCCCAUUGACUAGUUUUGCUGCGGGUAACCUCAAUGCAGCUCUAUCGUUUGUCAUUGGGUCCUUUUCAUCUACCCAGGAAUGGCAAUUGGACAAGAUUCUGUUUGUCUGUGCCCAAGGGUCAUCCGCAACCUCGACUUUCACUACGAUCACUACGGCAACCCAGGCUACGACAAGCUCGGUGCCAUCUCCAACCCAAUCUAAUAACCCGUCCUGCUCGGCGCUCCUGGUAGAUGAUUGGGCGUCCCAAUCACGCCUCAACUUCUUACAAUACAACUCACUCCUGCUGCCGACAGGUGAUGACGGGACGAUGCAAUCCAUGGUCGUGAACAACCACCAUAUAACACUUACACCGACAUCCACUUCGUCAUACUUCUUCACCCAGGUAGGAUGUCUAGAUGCCACAAAGUAUGGCGGUAUAUCACUCCGUAUCAACGCCCCAGCCGGAACGACUUUCCAAAUCGAGCUGACUUCCAAGACCACUUGUGAUGGUGAGACCACGGCGUACUCGUCUCAGACGACUGCUCAACUAGGCUGGACAUUCGACGGCACCGAGAAGCUAUACAGCUUCCCCUGGUCAAAAUUCAGUGGAGUCAACCUCAGCAAACUGCGAUCGAUCGUCCUCGAAGCGCCCACCCGCCCCAUAACAUUGGGCCCGCUGGCACUCUAUUGCGGGAGCACCCCGACCGGUUGGGUGGUGCCCACAGCGACGAGCCCAACAGGACCAACGCAAACCGUCCCGGCACCAACCGCUACCGUCUCCGGGCUCGUUAUUGACACCUUUGGCAACUCAAACACCAACUCGCUGGGGUUCUGGCACGGCGGCGAUGAUUUGAAUCUGUCAUGGGGCUCAAAUCGCGUCACAAUCAUCGCCUCGGCUCCUGACUACGCCUUCACCAGUCUCAUAAGCAGUGGAUGUCGAGACUUGCGCAGUCAGAGUGGCUCGUACUUACACAUCGCCUUUUCGGGCCAUACCAAGUUCUCCAUCUCGUUACAGCAGCACAACUCGCAGUGCAACGAUGGUGUGGCACCUUACCCCGAGACGAGGGACAGCCUGGAAGCCAGCCGGUACGCGGCAACGAGUAGCGAUAUCUACAUACCCAUCUCGCACUUCAACAUCAACCUCCAGCGUGUUGCCAGCGUUGCUAUAAGAAGUGUGUAUAGUUCCGACCCAGUGGUCCUGACCAAGAUUGAGAUCGUCCCCUCCAUCCCCUCAGGCGUCAGAAUACCCCAGAAGCUGCCUUCGGGAACCCUCGUCUUCGCCUGUACGCGGCCCAACUCAUUUGCCUUUGGCAUCGACGACGGCAACCCAAAAUACGCUGCUAGGCUGGCGCAGAUCAUCCGCGACGCGGGCAUCAAAGUGACCUUCUUCGCCGUCGGCGCGGUGCUCGAAAACCCCUCGACAGGAAUGGCCAGCCUCUACCAGCAGCUCAAGAGCGAGGGCCACCAGAUUGCGCUGCACUCCUACACGCACCCGCGGAUGGAAGGGCUGCCCAACGUGGAGAGCAUAGACUGGGAGUACAACGAAGACUAUAGGGUGAUGACAGGCCUGUUUGGCGAGAGGUCAAACUACUUCCGCCCGCCGUACGGGGUUGAAGGCGCGCGGAUGCGUCAGCGCUGGGCGGCUGCUUCGGGGUCGGACAAGGCGUACCUCAUCAACUGGAGUGUCGAUGUGCAGGACUGGUUGUGGGCUGAGACGAGCACGCCGGAGAAGCAGGUCGACUCGUUCCGGUCUGAUGUUGCCAAGGGGGGCAACCUGGUCGUCAUGCACUUUUCGUACAACUCGACGGUCGAGUACUUUCCCGAGUUCAUUAGGCAAGCCAAGGCUACUGGGAAACAGAUUAUGAGAAUCGAUCAGUGUAUGGAGGAUCCGAACGCACCACCGCUUUGA
Molecule: messenger RNA, 2301 nt
Organism: Colletotrichum orchidophilum
Lineage: Eukaryota; Fungi; Ascomycota; Sordariomycetes; Glomerellales; Glomerellaceae
Product: polysaccharide deacetylase
Exons: 3
Coding region: 1-2301 (766 amino acids)
Biological process (GO): carbohydrate metabolic process
Molecular function (GO): hydrolase activity, acting on carbon-nitrogen (but not peptide) bonds
Source: RefSeq, a predicted model, not a curated record